Vitis riparia (riverbank grape) is the source of this 3405-nucleotide messenger RNA. Its product is annotated as receptor-like protein EIX1. The transcript is spliced from 3 exons. Gene Ontology annotation, molecular function: protein binding. Gene Ontology annotation, cellular component: plasma membrane. The coding region runs from base 119 to 3391 and encodes 1090 amino acids. Lineage: Eukaryota; Viridiplantae; Streptophyta; Magnoliopsida; Vitales; Vitaceae. The record is from RefSeq and is a predicted model, not a curated record.
CUGAACUCGACUGAUAUUGAUAAACUACUUUUAAUGUGUUUUUCUAUCUAAUCCUUCUAACUCUCUUGUAGGUGAUUUCAGUUCUCGCCAAUCAAAGUGCUCAACUUAGAAUAUUUACAUGGAGAGAAUUUCAAUUCUUGGUUUCAUUGUAGCCAUUCUCUAUUUCAUAACAAUGGAACUUGCAUGUAAUGGUUAUACCCAUAUCGGCAACAACAUUCAAUCUGAACAAGAGACUCUUAUUGACUUCAAAAGUGGUCUCAAAGAUCCCAACAACCGACUUUCAUCAUGGAAAGGAAGCAAUUAUUGCUACUGGCAAGGAAUUACUUGUGAAAAAGACACAGGAAUGGUCAUUUCCAUUGAUCUUCAUAACCCUUAUCCUCGUGAGAAUGUAUAUAAGAACUGGAGCUCUAUGAACUUGAGUGGAGAAAUUAGACCUUCAUUGACAAAACUCAAGUCUUUGAAAUAUCUAGAUUUGAGUUUCAACUCAUUCAAAGGCAUGCCAAUUCCUCAAUUCUUUGGGUCUUUGAAGAAUUUACUAUAUCUAAACUUAUCAGGUGCUGAGUUUAGUGGUACAAUUCCUUCAAAUUUUGGAAAUCUUUCUAAUUUGCAGUAUCUUGAUCUUUCUUCUGAAGAUUUAUCUAUUGGGAAUAUUGAAUGGAUGGCUAGUCUUGUUUCCUUGAAGUAUCUUGGUAUGGAUUAUGUUAACCUCUCAUCAGUAGGAAGUGAAUGGGUCGAGGUGCUAAACAAACUUCCAAUUUUAACAGAGCUGCAUCUAGAUGGUUGUAGCCUCUCUGGCUCAAUUCCAUCUCCAAGCUUUGCUAACUUUACUUCACUUCUUGUUAUAAGCAUCAACUCGAACCAAUUCAUUUCCAUGUUUCCGGAAUGGCUUCUAAAUGUUAGCAGCCUUGGAUCCAUUGAUAUAAGCUACAAUCAAUUACAUGGGAGGAUUCCACUUGGUCUUGGUGAGCUACCCAAUUUGCAGCACUUAGAUCUAUUUAGGAACUAUCUCGAAGGCAGUACCUCUCAAUUGUUGAGGAAGAGUUGGAAAAAGAUAGAAUUUCUCAAUUUGGGUGGAAACGAAUUACAUGGUCCAAUUCCAAGCUCUUUUGGAAACUUUUGCAACUUAAAAUAUUUGGAUUUCAGUGAGACUUACUUGAAUGGAAGUUUACCUGAGAUUAUCAAGGGAAUUGAAACCUGCAGUUCUAAAAGUCCUUUGCCUAAUUUGACGGAGUUAUACUUGUCUAACAAUCAAUUGAUGGGAACAUUGCCAAAUUGGUUGGGUGAGCUUAAAAAUCUUAAGAGCCUCGAUUUAUCAAUCAAUAGCCUUGAAGGUCCCAUCCCUACUUCUUUAUGGACAUUGCAACACCUGGAGUCCCUGUCUCUUGGAAUGAAUGAGCUAAAUGGAAGUUUCCCAGAUAGUAUUGGACAGCUUUCAAAAUUGCAAUCGUUGGAUGUUAGUUUCAAUCAUUUGAGUGGAAGUCUCCCAGAUAGUAUUGGACAGCUUUCAAAAUUGCAAUCGUUGGAUGUUAGUUCCAAUCAUUUGAGUGCAAGUCUCCCAGAUAGUAUUGGACAGCUUUCAGAAUUGCAAGUAUUGGAUGUUGAUUCCAAUCAAUUGAGUGGAAGUCUCUCUGAACAACACUUUUGGAAGCUAAGUAAGUUGGAGUAUCUAUACAUGCACUCCAAUUCUUUCCGUUUGAAUGUUAGUCCCAAUUGGGUUCCCCCUUUCCAGGUGAAAAGUCUUUGUAUGGGUUCAUGCCACUUGGGUCCUUCAUUUCCGGUUUGGCUUCAAUCUCAGAAGAACCUCGAGAGUCUUAAUUUCUCAAAUGCUAGCAUUUCAAGUCGUAUUCCAAAUUGGUUUUGGAAUAUUUCUUUUAAUCUGCAGUACUUAAAUCUUUCUCCCAAUCAGUUACAAGGUCAGUUACCAAAUUCAUUGAAUUUUUCUUCUCCUUUUUUCGCACAGAUCGAUUUCAGUUCCAACCUCUUUGAAGGACCUAUUCCUUUUUCAAUCAAAGGGGUGGAAUUUCUAGAUCUCUCCCAUAAUAAAUUUUCUGGCCUUAUCCCACUUAGCAGAGGUGAAUCCCUGUUAGACUUGAGUUACCUUCUUCUUUCUCAUAAUCAAAUAACAGGGCCCAUCCCAUCAAACAUAGGUGAAUCCAUGCCCAAUUUGUUUUUCCUUUCUCUUUCGAGUAAUCAAAUAACAGGGACCAUCCCGGAUUCCAUAGGACACAUCACCUCUCUUAAAGUCAUUGAUUUUUCAAGGAAUAAUUUGAUUGGAAGCAUUCCUUCUACCAUAAAUAAUUGCUCUAGCCUAGUUGUUUUAGACCUUGGAAAUAACAAUUUGUCUGGGAUGAUACCAAAGUCAUUAGGUCGGUUACAAUUGCUCCAAUCACUACACUUGAACGACAACAAGCUUUCAGGAGAGCUUCCCUCAUCUUUCCAAGAUUUAUCAAGUUUGGAACUCCUUGAUCUCAGUUAUAACGAAUUAUCGGGUAAGGUUCCAUCAUGGAUUGGAACUGCUUUCAUAAAUCUUGUAAUACUCAACUUGAGGUCGAAUGCAUUUUUUGGAAGACUUCCCGACCGACUUUCAAAUUUAAGCUCCCUACAUGUCUUAGACCUUGCACAGAACAAUUUGACUGGUAAAAUUCCAGUCACUUUAGUGGAGCUUAAAGCCAUGGCUCAGGAGCAUAACAUGGAUAUGUAUUCUUUUCAUCGUAAUGGGACUGUCUCUUGGUAUGAUGAAAGAUUGAUUGUGAGUACAAAAGGCCAAAGUCUUGAAUACACCAGGACUCUUUCUCUUGUUGUUAGCAUCGAUCUAUCUGACAAUAAUUUAAGUGGAGAGUUUCCCGAGGGAAUAACAAAAUUGUCUGGUUUGGUGUUUCUAAACUUGUCCAUGAAUCACAUCAUUGGCCAAAUUCCUGGAAGCAUUUCAAUGUUGCGUCAGUUGUCCUCUCUUGAUCUAUCAAGCAACAAGCUUUCUGGCACCAUUCCUUCAAGCAUGUCCUCGUUAACAUUCUUGGGUUAUUUGAAUCUAUCAAAUAAUAAUUUCUCUGGUAAGAUCCCCUUUACAGGGCAAAUGACAACUUUCACAGAGUUGGCCUUUACUGGAAACCCGAAUCUUUGUGGAACUCCACUAGUCACAAAAUGUCAGGAUGAAGAUCUAGAUAAAAGGCAAACUGUUCUUGAGGACAAAAUUGAUGGUGGCUAUAUUGAUCAGUGGUUUUACUUAAGCAUUGGCUUGGGAUUUGCGGUGGGCAUUUUAGUUCCUUAUUUUGUUUUGGCAAUAAGAAGAUCUUGGUGUGAUGCCUAUUUUGAUUUUGUGGACAAAAUUGUCAAGUGGCUACUGUUCAAAAGAAGAGUGACUUAUGCCAAAAAUCAUGCUCGAAGGCAAUAAAUUUUGUUUGUAGA